Kickxella alabastrina is the source of this 1881-nucleotide messenger RNA. RefSeq names its product POT family-domain-containing protein. NCBI's taxonomy places the organism in Eukaryota, Fungi, Kickxellomycota, Kickxellomycetes, Kickxellales, Kickxellaceae. The record is from RefSeq and is a predicted model, not a curated record. Gene Ontology annotation, molecular function: dipeptide transmembrane transporter activity. Gene Ontology annotation, cellular component: membrane. The transcript has a single exon. The coding region runs from base 158 to 1783 and encodes 541 amino acids. Gene Ontology annotation, biological process: transmembrane transport; oligopeptide transport.
UAUUUUUCACUCACUAUUUCUCCGGAUUAUUUGGCUGAAUUUUAAAUUAUAUUAUUUUGGUCACUUUGUUAGCUUCAUAUUUAUAUUUUAAUAUUGUACUAAUAUUAUACGCAUAUCCGCACAUCCACUUUAUUUUUCCUCUUUUUUCUUUAAUCGGAUGGCGACCAAAAUGGACAAUCAGCCAGAGUCCCUUGGCAUAUCUGAAAAGAUAAUCCACGGCAGUGGCAGUAACCCAAGCUAUGACAAUGACUUUGACUACAAGAACACCGACGUGGAAGCUAUCGAGCCGCCUGCUGACAUGGUGCGCGGAAUCGCCGGCAAGCUCAGCGUCUGGACAUUGCUGGUCGUAGUCAUGGAGCUCUGCGAGCGCUUUGCCUACUACGGCGCGUCCCUAAUGUUCAGCAUCUACUUGCAAAAGGUCCUCCACCGCACCAAGUCGCAGGCUGUGGCACUCAACCGCGUGAGCCAGUUCUUUGCCUAUGCCACAACCAUUUUUGGUGCGGUUGUUGCUGACCAGUGGCUGGGAAAGUUCAAGACUAUUCUGCUUUUUGCCAUUGUCUACUUUAUCGGCCUGGUUCUGUUGACCAUCUCGUCGGCCGACUUUUCCAUUGACGGCGGCUUUGGUCUGGCCGGAUUCUGCAUUGCAGUAUUUGCCUUUAUUGGGUUUGGAACUGGUGGCAUCAAGUCCAACGUCUCGGCGUUUAUGGCUGAGCAGAUCCCCACCGGAUACAAGGCCACAAAGACGCCAGGCGUCUACGAGGACAGCAAGCUGACGGUUGAGCGCGGGUUCCGCUACUUUUACUGGGCCAUCAACGUCGGCGCCUUUGUUGGCCAGCUCAUUUGCCCGCAGGUCGCCAAGAACAAGAGCUACGCCCUGGCUUACAUGAUCCCGGCAAUCAUGUUCUUUGUCGGUAUUAUAUUCUUUGUCGCCGGGUCCAAGCGCUACAUCAAGAAGAAGCCCCAGGGUACCGUAAUGCUUAAAGUGUGGCGAUGCAUGAAGUAUGCGCGCAAGAACAAGCGCGAGGGCCAGAAACACUGGCUAGACGGCUCUCUGGGCGCUGUUGACCAGGGCUGGAACGACGAGUUUGUCAUUGGCCUGCAGCGCAGUCUGAGAGCAUGCAAAGUGUUUAUGUUUUAUCCAUUGUACUGGGCGCUGUACAACAGCAUGUCUGACAAUUUUAUUAACCAGGGCUUGACGAUGAAGCGUCCCGACUGGCUUUCCGUUGACCAGCUCAAUGUGAUUAACAGCUUGGUGCUGAUCGUUUCAAUCCCGCUGUUUGACAAGUUCGUCUUCCCACUCCUUCGUCGCUGUGGCCUGCGUAUGGGCCCCAUUGCGCGCAUCACCACUGGCUUUGUCAUUGUCACCCUGGGCUUUGUCUACGUGACCGUUCUGCAAAAGUUCAUCUACACCAAGGGCCCGUACUACGAUUUCACCGGGCCUGAUGUCCCCGAGGGCGCGACCAACGAUAUCAGCGUGUGGCUCCAGAUUGUGCCGUACGCAGCGGUGGCCAUUUCGGAGAUUUUUGCAUCAGUCACCGGUCUCGAAUUCGCUUUCAGCCAGGCGCCGUCCGAGCUCAAGUCUGUACUUACAUCCGUUUACUUGUUCACCAACUGCGGAGGCGCGCUCAUCGGCAUGAUUCUGGCCAUCUGGGGCGGUGAUCCUGAGGUUCUUUACGUGUUUGCCGCAGAAACUAUUCUUCUCGGGAUUUUGGCCGUGAUUUUCUACUUCUGCUUCCGCCACUACGAUGAUAUGGUUGCUGAGCAGGAGCAGUUUAACGGCUAACUGUGAGUUUAAUGUAUUUUGGUGUGCUGUGUUAUGCUGUAUAUGUUUCUUCUUGUUUUUAUAAAUUAUAAAAUAAAGCAAUUAUAAACGUUUUGAAA